UUAGUUCUGUUUAGCGAGAUUAACUAGGUCAGGAAAGGGUCCCAGUCCUAGCAACAUGUUUACAUCUUCGUAGCUAACAGACCUGUUGACAUCUGAAGAGUCAGAGAGCAGAGGUAAGUGUCUUAAGUGAUUUGGUGGCAGACGCUGAAGCUGCCCCAGACGAUCUCAAUCCUUAACACGAUUAAGAAAUUAGCACAUUGUCCAUAAUCUCACGUACAGCACGAUGCUCCGUUACAAUUCGGUCAACUGUCAAUUAAGAGCAGCGUGUCUGGGGUGGACUAGUUGAUUUGUCAUAUCCUGCCUCACUCAUCAACAUUGUCUUUACCAAGACAAAGGCAGCAAGAGUGCGAACCCCAGUACAGUGGACACUUAGUCCUGAGAUGAGUCCAAUAUAACCAAGUUCAGAUUUCAUCUCAGUACCGUUUCUCAGAACAAUGGAUUCUCACAAUUUCUCAAAUGUUACGGUGUACCGUGUGUCUGAAGGAGGAGAGACAGCCAUUGGUGUCUACUUGGUGAUGUUAGGCUGGCUCUCUUGGAUUGGAAAUGGAGUUGUGAUUUUACUUUUGACCAAACAGUGGAAAUCUCUUGAACCACAGGAUUUCUUAACACUUAACCUCGCAGUAUCUGAUGCUAGCAUUGCCAUUUUUGGGUAUUCUCGUGGAAUCCUUGAAGUUUUUGAUGUAUUCAAAGAUGAGGGAUACCUCAUUCGGACCUUUUGGACAUGUAAGGUGGAUGGAUUCUUGAUCCUGCUCUUUGGCCUCAUCAGCAUCAACACGUUGACAGCCAUCAGCGUCAUCCGCUACAUCAAAGGAUGUCAGCCUCAGUACGCUCAUCACAUCAACAAGCGUAGAGUUGGUCUUGUCAUCACUGCAGUCUGGUUGUUCUCCUUGUUCUGGGCUGGAAUACCACUUCUGGGCUGGGGCAGUUACAGAGCCCGCAGAUAUGGGACGUGUGAAAUCGACUGGACCCAGGCCAGGUUCUCAGUGCCGGUCAAGCUUUACGUCAUCAGCAUUUUCUUCUUCAACUUCUUCGUACCAAUCUCAGUUAUAGUGUUCGCAUAUGUGUCCAUCAUCCGCACGAUCAACUCCAGCCACAAAACCAGCCGAGGUGGAGACAUCAGUGAGAGGCAAAGGAAGAUGGAGCGCAACAUAACGCGGGUGUCCCUCAUUCUGUGUGCGGCCUUCCUGUUGGCCUGGUCCCCGUACGCAGUUAUCUCCAUGUGGUCCGCUUGGGGCUACCAAGUACCCCCGCUCAACGGUAUCCUGGCUAGCCUCUUUGCCAAGUCAGCGAGUUUCUACAAUCCUUUCAUUUACGUUGGCAUGAGCUCCAAGUUCCGGAAGGAUCUGCAGGAUCUGUUUCCCUGCCUGAAACCCAGAGCGUCUCAGAGCUCCACCCCACGAGUGCUGCUGGUGGCCCAGCCUGAUGACGUGCAGCUUCAUCUGGACCACUUCAAAGAGGAAGAAGUAGAAGAGAACACAGACUCUGGAGUGGAGAUAGGCCGUAAUGAAGCUUCCAGCAACAGUGCUCAGGAGGACAGACAGGAGAGCCCACCUCAGGUGGACACACAGAAUAGCCCCUUAAUGGGGCCAAGUAAUAAGAGUGUCACCUCUCAGGCAUUCUUGAGGAAGCCCAGCGACUCUGGAAGACUGUGAUAUUCUUUUUUUGCUAGAUUGUCCACAGGACACAAAUCUCUUACUAGACUGACAACAUUGUGUGGGGGUUUCUGACCAGCUUUAGCAACACCACAAGAAGUCAUUUUGA
Molecule: messenger RNA, 1761 nt
Organism: Colossoma macropomum (tambaqui)
Lineage: Eukaryota; Metazoa; Chordata; Actinopteri; Characiformes; Serrasalmidae
Gene: opn6b
Product: opsin 6, group member b
Exons: 6
Coding region: 435-1652 (405 amino acids)
Biological process (GO): G protein-coupled receptor signaling pathway
Cellular component (GO): membrane
Molecular function (GO): G protein-coupled receptor activity
Source: RefSeq, a predicted model, not a curated record